Ziziphus jujuba (common jujube) is the source of this 4421-nucleotide messenger RNA. Its product is annotated as putative disease resistance protein RGA1. Gene Ontology annotation, molecular function: ADP binding. NCBI's taxonomy places the organism in Eukaryota, Viridiplantae, Streptophyta, Magnoliopsida, Rosales, Rhamnaceae. Bases 543 to 4073 code for a protein of 1176 amino acids. The record is from RefSeq and is a predicted model, not a curated record. Gene Ontology annotation, biological process: defense response to other organism. The transcript is spliced from 3 exons.
CAGUUUUGUUUGUUUUCUUACAUUGGAUUCUGCUUAUAUACUUUGAGCCACGUCAAAUUUUGUAAUUAACAAUUAGCUAGCAAGCCGUUUUUUCCAAAGUAAAGCCAUUUUGAUUAGAAAAAGAGGAUUUCUAAAAUAAAGCGCCAUUUUAUUAUGGCUUUACAGCUGAUCAUGUACGCAAACCCACUUUCUUCAAAGUAACUUUAGAAUUUGUGGCUUCACACUUUCCAAGAAGAAAAAAUGCAAGCACAUGCCUCUGUACUGUCACUUCGAUGUCACUUGUAAAAUGUGUCAUGGACAACAAACUCACGGUAAAAUGCCACCAGUAGUUCUAAGACAAUUGUGAUGCGAAUUUUGAUCCACUUAGAGUCCCGUACCCUUCAAAUAGCUUCAACAGGCGAGUAACCUGGAAGUACCAAGCCACUAAAAACUCCGGAUGAAAUAGCAUAUUCCUCCUCACAUACUCAUCCAUAUCGAUCUUUCUCUAAUUUCUGACCGAUCCAGAGCUUUGAACAUUUGAUUUUCUCUUUGUUUUUAAUCCAAUGGCGUGGGAGGUACUCCUUUCCAGUGUUGCAGAUGUGAUUAUUAAGCAAUUGGGUGAAGCAAUUGAGAACGAGGUUGCCUUGUUAUCUGGUGUUGAGGACGAGCUUCAGAAACUUAAAGACACCGUUUCAACAAUCAAAUGUGUACUUGCUGACGCAGAAAAAAAGCAAGUGCAAGAAGAACAAAUCAAAACAUGGCUGAGGAGGCUUGAAGGUGUUGUUUACGAAGCUGAUGACUUUGUGGACGAGUUCUCCACUGAUCAAACUUUGCGCUCACAACAAGAAGCAAUGACCGGGAAUACACUGGCCAAAAAGGUACGAACUUUCUGCUGCUCAACUUCAUUCCCGCUUGGUUUUCGCCAUAAGAUGGGUAGGAAAAUAAAAGACAUUAGGAACAAACUAGAUGCCAUUGCAAAUGACAGAAAGUUCCAUUUAGUGACUGGCCUUCAGGAGACUGAAGUAGUGACUGCGGAGUGGAAAGAUCACUCGUUUCAACGGGAAGAAGAUACUAUUGGAAGAGAAGAUGACAAAGUAGAAAUCAAGAAACGUUUGUUUGAUAUGAAAACCAAGGAAAACAUAGGAGUGAUUCCCAUAGUUGGUGUUGGAGGCCUAGGAAAAACCACACUUGCACAACUAGUUUUCAAUGAUGAAGAGGUUCAAAGGCAUUUUGAGCCAAAAUUGUGGGUGAGUGUACCUAAAGUUUUUGAUCUGGAGCUAGUUGUCAAGGAAGUUUUUCAGUCGGCACGACAAGGCGAGAGAUCUACUGAUAUUACACUAGACCAAAUGCAAAAAGAUAUUCGAGAAAAAAUAAAAGGAAAGCAAUUCCUACUUGUGUUAGAUGAUAUAUGGGAUUUGGAUAACCGUGAAAAAUGGUUGAGUUUAGAAAAUUUGUUGAGAGAUGGUUCCAGUGGAAGUAGAAUAAUAGUAACCACACGUGAUAAGGAGGUUGCACGCAUCAUCAAUGGCCCAGAAGAACCACCUUACAUUUUAGAGGCAUUAGAUGACAAUAAGGCAUGGUCUCUGUUUGAAAAAUUGGCUUUUGUACAAGAGCCAAAAGAUUCUAUCAUUGUGGAAAUUGGAAAGGAGAUUAUGAAAAAGUGUGGAGGAAUUCCUCUAGUUAUUAGAACAAUUGCAAGUAUGUUGUAUUCCAGACAUGUUGAUGAGUGGUCAUCUUUCAAAGAAAAGGAACUAUCAACAAUAUCGCAAUAUGAUAAAGAUAUCAUACCUAGGCUUAAGCUGAGUUAUGAUCAUCUUCCAUCACAUUUGAAACGUUGUUUUGCAUAUUGUAGCUUGUUUCCUAAAAACCACAUUAUUGAUGUGAAAAAGCUAAUAAAUCUUUGGAUGGCUCAAGGAUUUAUUAAGUUAUCAAAUCACCAAGAACGUCCAGAAGACAUGGGAUAUCAACAUUUUACUGAUCUACUUUAUAGAUCCUUUUUUGAAAAAGUUGUAACUGAUCAUUUUUUGAAUAAAACAAAAUGCAAGAUGCAUGAUUGCAUGCAUGAUCUUGCAAUGUCAGUAGCUGGACCACAAUGUGUUAUGUUAAAUUUGAACGUUGCUGCUGCUGAUGAUGAUAAAAUUGAGACAACAACUCAUCAUAUGUCAAUCAAUUUCGGCUUAAGAGAUCAUCAAAGUUUUGCAGAUUUUUCGGUCAGGGCUAAAAGGAUUAGAACCAUUCUUUUUAAUAAAUGUUCUUAUUCAUCAAUGUUGAGAUUGGGAAACUCACUUGAUAAAAUUGAUUUGCAAUUUAAGUUCCUACGCACUUUGGGUCUCAGUGGACUGUGGAGGAAGACUGUACCAGAUUCUAUUGGUAGAUUGAAGCAUUUGAGAUGUCUUGAUCUUUCCUUUAAUUCUAUGAAGGUAUUGCCCGAGUCUAUUGUAAAUUUGCAUAAUUUGCAAACGCUUGAUCUGUCCUUUUGUAUAAGUCUUGAAGCAUUACCAGAUUCUAUUGGUAGAUUGAAGCAUUUGAGAUAUCUUGAUCUGUCCUGUUGUGAAAGUCUUGAAGCAUUACCAGAUUCUAUUGUAAAUCUGCAUAAUUUGCAAACGCUUGAUCUGACCUAUUGUGGAAGUCUUGAAGCAUUACCAGUAGACAUUUGGAAACUAGUCAACCUUCGGCAUCUUUAUACAGGUAUGACUUUUGAACAAAUUCAUCUGCCACGUGGACUAAGUCAACUAACUAAUCUACAGGCGUUGACUAAAUUUCUAGUAAAGGCGGAGCAUGGUAGCCAACUAAAUGAACUUAGGGAUCUAAACAACUUGAGAGGACAUCUGACGAUUAGAGUCCAUGAAGAUGGGAUAAAAUCUGAAGGUGCAAAUUUGAAGAGUAAACAGCAUCUGCAGUCCAUAGAAUUAUGGAUUGAUGGGAAAAUGGUAGAUGAUUGUGGAGAUCUGGUGCCGCACUCAAAUAUUAAAAGCUUCACUUUAUGCGGUCCAUAUCCAGGUGCUGCAUUAUUAAACUGUGUCCCCUCGCUUAAAAAUCUUGUGGAGUUUAAGCUAUCGGGACAUAAGGAUUGCCAGUAUAUAGCGGCCUUGAAUCAUCUCCCACAUCUGAGAGUACUCCAGCUUUGGUAUUUAGCAGCUGUGGAGUACAUCUCGAGCGAUGAAUAUGAUGAUAAUGUAGUCGAUGGCAACUUGCUACCAUUCUUCCCAUCCCUACAACGACUCUUUUUAAUUGAUAUCCCAAAUCUGAAAGGAUGGUGGAAAGGUGUGGAGAACACUGAAAAUACAAGCCGAUCACUACCUUUCUUUCCCUGUCUUUCUGAAUUAGAAAUUUAUGGGUGUCCCAACCUAAUUUGCAUGCCUCUUUUCCCUUAUCUACAAGAGCUUCGUCUACAGGGAACGAGAAUAAAGCCAUUCCAACAGACAUUAAUGAUGAAGAAUAUUGUGGGACCACCAACAUCAUCAGACAAAGCGUCAUCCUCCUCCUCUGCUUCUUCUGCCGCCUUACUUCCUCUCUCCACUUUGAAGAUUCUGACAAUUGAUGAUAUUGAUGAUAUUCAUGAGCUUCAGUAUUUUCCAGAUGGGUUCAUAACUCUCACUUCUCUCAAGAAGCUGAGUAUUGUAAACUGUUCAAAGUUAAAAUAUUUAUUUCCGGGUCUUCACCAUCUCAUUUCACUUCAACAACUGGAUAUUCAUGAUUGCAAGGAGCUGGAGAUGCCUAACGAAGAUAGUGAUGCAAUUUUGUGGCGACACCUCCAAAGCCUCUCUAUUUUGAGUUUGUAUAAACUUCCAAAACUGGUUGCUCUACCUGAAGGGCUUCAACAGGUUACUAGCCUGCAAGAAAUCAUCAUUUUUAACUGUGAGAUUUUGGAGGCUGUUCUGGAAUGUGUCAAAAGCCUUAAAUCGCUACGGAGAUUAGUAAUCAAAGAUUGUCCCAGUCUGAUGUGUUUGCCAGAAGGAAUCGAUGGCCUCACCUCUUUAAAGAAUCUUGAAAUUGUUAGAUGUCCCAUCUUAUUGGAAAAAUGUCUAGAGGAUACUGGCGAGUAUUGGCCUAUGAUUUCCCACAUCAAGAAUCGGCGUUUGGUUGAUUUCUGAGGAUGAGGACGAUUCUGAGGAGCAUCAACUUGCUAGUAGUGUCGCCCGAUCUCUUCGAUGGCUUUGAUUUGUUGAUUGAUUCACUAAUAACCAAAUGUACAACAUGCUCAAAAGAUUUGGUGCCAGAGGCCAUGGAGGUGACCAGCGCAAAGAAGACUGCAGAAGACUUUUGAAAACUCGUUCUUUUUCUGGUGUGGCUUUAACUGUGAUUUAGUGACAUAUUUAUUAUUAUUAUUUUCCUUCUCUUGUAUGGAUUAAUUCAGAUUUAUUUGUGGCUUCUAAGACAUGGAUUCUCUAAAGUUUGGAACUCCAGAUUUUAAUGCCUCCAGAUUCGCUAACGUUUGGCCA